This is a messenger RNA of Paramuricea clavata, 5264 nucleotides long. Lineage: Eukaryota; Metazoa; Cnidaria; Anthozoa; Malacalcyonacea; Plexauridae. The record is from the annotation of a GenBank genome assembly.
UACUUUACUGCGGCAAGUUGCCCGUUUGUAAUCUUGAUAACGCCGUCGGAAAGGACGAACAAGUAACAUACAACGUCUGCAGUUGUGGCUUUCUUUGUGAUUUCCACCAAUAUUCCGGACUGGGUGUUCUGGAUUUUAGCACCGUUUCCAUAUGUGUUGGCGCCAUUCGCAGUUCUGAGAUCGAUGACCAAUGGGAAUUUCUUGUCUUUGAAGAAUCCGGUUAGUGUCUGGUGACUGAUUCCGUCAGUACCGAACAGUCGCCUUGCCUCCUCAUAUAGUCUUGUUUUGGGGAUACCCUGACUAUAGAUGGCAUUAGGAACACCUUCUAUGGUUACCCUGACCUUUUCGUUAUUAGGAUAGAUAUAUUCCUCGCUGUCUGUCUUCGUCUUGUUUGUGAAUAGCAUGACGACUUGAAUAGCAUGCUUUCAUACUCCUGCGUGGUACGUUGAUCGUUUCGUUGAUGAUGGUGGAAUCUUUGCUCCAUUCCGUUUUCUUCAUUAGGGUAGCGUGUUCGAAGGAUAAUUCGCGUUCGGAUCCGUACAGACCCUCGGCAUUCCUUGCGAGAUCGAUGUUGUCGAUGGACUCGUAUUCCAGUUCGAUGUUCUCCAGGGUGUAUCCUUCCACAGAUUCCCCACCUUGGGCGUUCAUGAUUUCGGCCGCUGUGGGUAGGCUGAUCACAUAUUGUAGGUCGUUUGCCAUGUUGUGUGGUGCAUAAAGUUCGUGAUCUUUGAGGAUUUUGUUGAUUCGGAUUUUCUGUUUUGUUCCAAAUACACCGAACAAUGCGGUAGCAUCUGCAUCGUCGUUCGCGGCGUCGUCUUUGGAUAUUUUCUUCCUUGUGGCUUCACUGCCGAUACCAUCCUCUACCAUAUCAUCACGCUGCUUGUUGUGUAACCAUAGGUCCUUGUAGACCUCCAGUAAGCUUUCCCCGCUGUUGUCGUAGACCUUUUCGCCAGAGAGUCGGAUUUCCAGUCUCUUCUGGAGUAGUUUCCUUAGGUUGUUCCUAAACCAGUAUUACUGUUCUCGAAGUCGAAAACUAAAGCCAUACUAUCUGGUACAAGAACGGAGUCGGCUUUUAGCUUUGGGAUGUUGACGUAGAUUUCUUCUCCGGGUUUGGCAGAAUUGGGAUUGAAGGUUAGAACAUGUCUUGUCCUAUCCCCAGUAAUUUCCGUCCUAUUCAUGCGCCGGAAGCUGGGCAUAAGUUCAGUUGUUCGGUCCAUUUUGUUUUAUUAUAGUAUAACUUUAUUUCCUUCGUUUCAUUUGUAGGUACUUGUACAUGGCUCCGGCAAUUAGGACUGCUACGAUCCAUAGAUUUUGGGCAAGGAAGGCGAGACCCUUAGCUCCCCAGCUCAGGAUAGUACUCAGGAGGUUUAGAAUGGGUACUAGCUAGGAUUGGUAGUGCGGAUUUUGCAAGUUCAGCCAGUGCUUUCUUAGGGCUCCUAAUCCUUUGGAGGCCCCUACCAUGGUUUUCUUUCCGGCCACUACGACUGUAGUAAUGAUUCCGGCGAUAGAAAUGGCAAUAGCAGCUAUUGCACCUAUGUUUUCCUUUGCCCAUUUUCGGAAUCGUUCGAAUUUUGUCCUGAUGUCUUCCCUUAUUUUUUCCCUGAACCUGUGUUUUCCGUCCUCUGAUUCCGGCUGUAGACCCAUUUCUAGCCUAGCGUCGUCGAUACCCUGUUCGGCAACGUCCCUACCCUCUUGCAUAAUUUUCUGUCUUUCGGGAUCUGUUGUGAGUUCUAUAUUGGUUUCAAAUACUUUCUUCUGUACUUUUAGUGCUUUAAUCCUGAUUUUGGGUGGUCCUUUUGGAACAGUUACUCCCGCAAGUUCCCUCCUUUCCCGUGUGGUUAUUUUCCCCUUUCCUCCAGGUCCCUUGCGUGUUCCACGAGGGUGUCCACCGUGUCGGUGACUUCCUGGCGGAAUUCCUCCUUAGCAUCCUCGAAAAUUUCUUCUUCGUCUAACCUUGAUGUUUCGCCUCCGGUCUCCUCUUCGACUACGCUUUUGGCUUUACUCCUGUGUUCUUUAAGUGCUUCUUCGUACAGCCUUAAAAAUGUCUCUACUGAUCCGGAGGAUUUUUUAUCUUUAGAUAAAUUGUAUGCGCCGCUUUUAUCGAUGCAUGCGACAUCAUUUCCGCUAAAUGUUAGCUUAUUCUUAGUGAGGUCCAGGCGGGAGACAAGUUCCUUGGAGUUCUGUCCGUCAGCCGGAUCUAUUCGGUACCAUUCAACUUGGAGAAUAGGAAACCGGCUCCGGCAAAGGCCACGGCAUUAAAGAGUCCGCCGACCACAAUAGAUGUCACUCUUUAUUUGUUAAUCAUUUUUGGGAUGUAUCCCUUAUCCUUAAGGUACCCUAUGGUGAAUGCACUUCCGGCUACGGCAAUGGCAAGCUUUGCUGCUCCUUCUAAGGUCAUCGGUGCACCGAGGCUUUUUCCGGCAACUGUUUUGGCAAGGUAGGAUACCCCGACGACUCCGGUUCUCAAUAGUGCCGCAUCGUACAGUUCGUUGGUCACUUCCUUCUUCGUGUCGGUCAUUAUGUCUUUUAUUAUGGUAAAACUAUUUCUCCUUUCAGUCAAACAAGUCAGGACCUUUUUGUGUGAUAACGACGGGUUUCGGCUCCUCUACAAUCUUAUCUUUCUCAGGCUUCUCGUCCUUUUCCUGACUGCUGUGCCACAUGAAGUAAAGAGACCCUAGGCCUACGGCAAUUCCUACUAGAAGGCCGACUCUUCCUAAGGUGACUAUUGACCCAUCAAUUUCGGAUUCUUCAAUCAAAACGUUCUGUUCCUCUUCCUUGAUAGUUUCAAGCCGUGCUUUCUUCCUUGCUUUUGCUUCCUUACUAAUCUUAGCAAGCCUACGCCCCGCCUCCACCCUCCUGGGAUCCUUGUCGUGGGUCUUUACCGGAUUUGUGAUGGGUACUGCUGUUGUAUCUGGGUUUACUUCCGACAUGGUUCCCUUUUACUUAUAGUAGGAUUUAACUAACUUGUGAGUAAUCUUGUAUCUAGUCAGGGGUAUCUCACGAGUAGAUCUGAGUUAACUUGCAAGUAGAUUUGAGUUAACUUGCAAGUAGAUUUGAGUUAACUUGCAAGUAGAUCUGGGUUAACUUGUGAGUAAUCUUAAGUCUGGUCAGAAGUACCUCAAAUUCAGAAUCAACAGCUUAUAGAUAAGACUUCCUACAUAUAAACAAAGGAACCAUGACAGUUCUAAAUUCAAGACCCACCAUCGUCAGGACAAGCGGAAUGUUCAAACUUUACUUUCACUGUCCGGAAAAAAUGAGUCACAUCAAGAAUAUGUGUGAAAACACAAACUAUGAGGACAUGACGUUAGUCUUUACAGACGUAAGCAUACCCGACCACAGUGUGGAAAAGAAGAUUAAGUUUGGGGAAGGGUGGAUGGGAAGGGACGCAGGAAUCGUAUGCGCACUCGACUACUACGAAAACACAAAGGGUAUAUACGUUCUGGUCGAACUACCGUACAAUAUCGGGAUAGAAAACUGUCGGUUAGAAAGUUCGGAGGGCACAGUACAGCUCGGGGAAAUUACGGAAUUCGUAGACGACUGGCUCCAGGGAAGCGUAGCCCUAUCGGAUUUUCAGGAGUGGCAGGUGCAAUGUAAGGAUGCACGGGAAAACUAUACGGAAGAGGAAAAGGAAGCGCAAAGAGAGGAAGACGACAACAAUUGGUUCAUGGACAUGGAGCAUCUCGAAGAGAACGGUCCGGAUGUAGACACACCCGUAAGGAUCGGCAUGAAGAACGUUCUGCUUGCCAAGGAAGCCUAAGGUUCCCCAGGUAGUGACCAUUUGACCCACAAACAGAAUCGACAACCCAUCUAUAGACAAGGACCCCCACAUAUAAACAAGUAGCCAUGGAACGACCAGUCAUAAGGAAACGCAGACGCGGAUUAUUCAUCGACUGCUCCCAAGAAAAUGUGUUGCAGGUCGAAAGGAUGUGCAAAAGGGUUAAUUACGAGGAUAUGAUGUUUAUCGUAGAAGCCAUCGGAAACGUGCCAACAAGGUACGGCUCCAAAUUCGGAAACGGGUUAAUGGGAAAAAACGCUGAAAUACGCAAGCUAACGCCAAACACCGUAUGGGGAGGAGAGGAUGGUAUACUAGUUAUUGCUAAUAUCGUUAUUAAAACCAUUGCACAUGAAACAUGCUACAUCAGAAACACAAAGGAAAAGGGAGACGUGAUCAAUCUGAGGGGUGCCGAUUUUAUUAGCGAAGGCACGAAGGGAAAAAAGAUAGGCGAGAUAGGAGUUGCCCUAUUAGGACCCGAUUAGCUUCCAGAAUUUAGAUGACGUAACUGCGAACCAUCUGUCCCACAAACAAAAUCAACUUUUUCAAAAGAAAUCCUAUAUAAUAAAAGGUACAUUCUUCAUACGUCCGGAUUUCCGGAAAAAAAACUUGGAGGCAUUCAUUGCUUUUUCAAACCUUUUAGGUCUGGAAAACAGAAUCAACCCCAAAACCACCUUAUAGAUAAACUUUCCUAUAUAAUAAAAGCAAUGAAUACUUUUAAUCCAAGUAUUACAAUUCCGGACAAAAAAUUCGCAUCCGUUGAACGAAUGAGAACCAACGUUCUUAAGUUAUCCAGGGAGAGGGGUCUAAAAAUAGAAGGGAAAAUUAACAACUACUUCGACGAACUGAUCAAGGAGGAGAAGAGGAAAAUAGUCAGAAAGGAAGUUAAAUCGGCAGCAAUACAGUUUCGGAAACGGAGAAAACAAACCGAGGCCAACGCGAAAAUGGAAAUAAGGGACGCGAUGAAAUGGAAAACUGACAUCGCCAAAGAAGAGAAAAGGAGGCGUAAGAGGUCACGGACUGGAAAGCCGAGGCCCAAAAGUGGAAGAAGGAGACCCAACGAUUACGACGAAACGCAAGAGCUCGAGAAAGGCGGGCAGAGGAGAACCGUAGGAUUGCAGAGGAUAAGUGGAGAGGCAAGAAAAAAUUUCCCAAACUCCAGCUGAAGGUGGGUGACAAGCUUAGUAAAAUAUGGGAAAAACCGAGGGAAAUCCUGGAACCCGUCCUAGCCAAGCACGCCAUCAAGAAAAAGGUAAAAAAGUACGUCAUCACCCCGAACGGUAACUACGACCCAUCCUACUUCCUAACCAUCACGGAAGAUGAGGUUAAAGCACUGAUAAAUUCCGAAACGGAACCCAGGAACGUAAGGAUGUCCUUAGCCUGUGAAAUGGCAAGGAGCGACCCGAAAACCGGGGAGGAAGUGUCAACUAUCGCUCACUUCGGAUCAAAGAACCACAAAUUUAUCAGUACGGACGAUACGGAAGAAACCAGG